GCGUCCCCUCGCCUUCCCUCGCCGCCGCCCCCUUCCCCCAGCUCGCGAUAAGAAGAGCCGGCGGCAGGAGAGGGGAUGAAGAUGGCGGACGCGAAGCAGAAGCGGAACGAGCAGCUGAAGCGCUGGAUCGGCUCGGAGACGGACCUCGAGCCGCCCGUGGUGAAGCGCCAGAAGACCAAGGUGAAGUUCGACGAUGGCGCCGUCUUCCUGGCCGCCUGCUCCAGCGGCGACACGGACGAGGUCCUCAAGCUGCUGCACCGCGGAGCCGACAUCAAUUACGCCAAUGUGGACGGGCUCACCGCCCUGCACCAGGUCUGUGUGCCCGCCGCCCUCGCUCCGACCCCGCAGGGCCCGCGUCGUGCUCGCGCCCCGGGCCUUCGCGGGCUCCGUAAAACAGAUUCCAAGAGUACUCUAUUCAAUAAAGUGAAGUUAAGUUGCUUAGGCUUCAGAGAAGUGCACAUCAAAACUGCAGUGGGAUACCUAUUUCACAGCCUGAAGAAUGGCUGUAAUAGAGAUAGGAACAUGUGGACUAGAUAUUUGGAAGUUGGAGCCCUUUACACUGCUGGCAGUAAUUUUGAUUUCAUUGCUUCUCUCAUGCCUGUGGAGUCAGUAGAUCCUGCAUCAUGGAGGCAGGGCUUGCGCAAAACUGGCAUUGUGCUGGUGCCCAGUAAGGGCGAAAAAUCUAUGUUUCCAACUUCAACUACAAAAAUUUCUCCCAAAGAAGAAGAAAGAAAAGAUGAGUCUCCUGCAUCUUGGAGACUAGGACUUAGAAAGACUGGUAGUUAUGGUGCGUUGGCUGAAAUCACCGCGUCUAAAGAGGCCCAGAAGGAGAAAGACACUGCAGGUGUGAUACGCUCAGCAUCAAGUCCGAGACUUUCCUCCUCUUUGGACAAUAAAGAAAAGGAGAGAGAUAGUAAAGGAACAAGACUUGCGUAUGUUGCACCUACAAUCCCGAGGCGCCUAGCCAGUACAUCUGACAUCGAAGAGAAAGAGAACAGAGACUCUUCCAGUUUGCGAACAAGUAGUUCUUACACAAGAAGAAAAUGGGAAGAUGAUCUUAAGAAGAAUAGUUCAAUCAAUGAAGGAUCCACUUACCAUAGAAGUUACUCCUUUGGUAGAAGACAAGAUGAUUUGGUUAGUUCUAGUGUUCCAAGCACCGCAUCAACACCAACAGUUACCUCUGCAGCUGAGCUUCAGAAGAGCCUCCUUUCCAGCACGAGCGCGCCUGCAAAGACUCCCGUGGGCUCUUCCUCCGUAGGCGCGCAGAGCAGUACCUCAAAUCGUUUGUGGGCUGAGGAUAGUACUGAGAAAGAAAAGGACAGUGCUCCUACCGCAGUGACCAUUCCUGUUGCUCCAACUGUUGUAAAUGCUGCAGCUUCUACCACAACCCUGACUACAACUACUGCUGGCACUGUUUCCUCCACAUCAGAGGUCAGGGAGAGACGCAGGUCAUACCUCACUCCUGUUAGGGAUGAAGAGUCUGAAUCCCAAAGAAAAGCAAGAUCAAGACAAGCAAGGCAGUCUAGAAGGUCAACACAGGGAGUAACACUGACUGAUCUUCAAGAAGCUGAAAAAACAAUAGGAAGAAGUCGUUCUACAAGAACCAGAGAACAAGAAAAUGAAGAAAAAGAAAAAGAGGAAAAAGAAAAACAGGAUAAAGAGAAACAAGAAGAAAAGAAGGAGUCAGAAACAUCUAGAGAAGAUGAAUAUAAACAAAAGUAUUCCAGAACAUAUGAUGAGACAUAUGCACGUUACAGACCAGUGUCAACGUCAAGUUCAACCACUCCAUCGUCCUCUUCACUCUCUACUAUAAGCAGUUCACUCUAUGCUUCAAGCCAACUAAACAGGCCAAAUAGCCUUGUAGGGAUAACUUCUGCCUACUCCCGGGGAGUAACAAAAGAAAAUGAAAGAGAGGGAGAGAAAAAAGAAGAGGAGAAAGAAGGUGAAGAUAAAUCACAACCUAAGUCAAUCAGAGAACGAAGGCGACCUAGAGAAAAAAGACGAUCCACUGGAGUUUCCUUCUGGACACAAGAUAGUGAUGAAAAUGAGCAAGAACGGCAGUCAGAUACAGAAGAUGGCUCCAACAAGAAGGAGACGCAGACGGAUUCUGUUUCUAGGUAUGACAGCAGUUCCACAUCAUCAAGUGAUCGGUAUGAUUCCUUGCUGGGUCGCUCUGGUUCAUACAGUUACUUAGAAGAAAGAAAACCUUAUAGUAGCAGGCUAGAAAAGGAUGACUCAACUGACUUCAAAAAGCUUUAUGAACAAAUUUUAGCUGAAAAUGAAAAGCUGAAGGCACAGCUACAUGACACAAAUAUGGAACUAACAGAUCUAAAGUUGCAGUUGGAAAAGGCUACCCAGAGACAAGAAAGAUUUGCUGAUAGGUCACUACUGGAGAUGGAAAAAAGGGAACGAAGAGCUCUAGAAAGAAGAAUAUCUGAAAUGGAAGAAGAGCUUAAAAUGUUACCAGACUUAAAAGCAGACAACCAGAGGCUAAAGGAUGAAAAUGGGGCCUUAAUCAGAGUUAUAAGCAAACUUUCCAAGUAGCACGGACAACAGAAACAAGCAAAGCGGCAGGACUUGCACAUGUUCCCCAGUGGACCACAUUGGCAGUCACUGGACGCCUGAAAGAACCUUGGAGACUCAUUUUCCAAUACCCUGCCAAAUGCCCUCUUAUCUAGGAGUUUCCUUUCCUUUAACUUUCGGCCCCGCCCCCUCGGUUAUCAAGACCAUUGUUUCAUGUUAAAGCAGCUGCUGAGAAGAUUUUUUUUUUCCAAUGACUGAGAAAACUUGUUUACAGCUCCAGCAAAUAAAGAAAGUGUUCAAGGCCAGAUAUGCCUCAGCUAUUUAACCAGUAAGCCUUAGUUGUACAUAAAUACUUUUGUGUCAACAAAAACUUCCAGCUCUCACAGAAGACAGUUAUUCAACUUUUUUUUUUUUUUUUUGAUGUGCCACAGUUUCUAGUUUCUCAAUAUUUAAAUUGUUUGCUUUACAUCUGAGUUUGGGUUUGUAUUUUUUUCUUCUAACUCUUCAUGUGGCAGAGUCUUUCUGUGUUCACAGUCUUCUCAUUUACAGAAGACUUUCCUCUUCUGAGCUUCUUGUCACGUGUUAGGCUGUCGUGUUGUCUCCCACCUGGAACUGAAUUGCUCGGUGGAACAUUUUCUUUCACUGUUUGUGCAAUAUGCAUUUAUUUCUUAUAUGAAUGCUUUAAAGUCCAUUAAGAUUUGAUCUUCUAUCUUCUGCCUUCAUUGGUCACUUUUUGUUUUUGUUUUUUUAUUGUAGUAUAAGAUGUUAGAUUCUGUAAUCUUCACUUUCAUUUUAGCAGGUACUGAGUGAUGCUGUAUAUAUAAAUAAGUGUAUUGUUUUGAUUUUUUUUUUUUUUUUUAGACCACCAUAUGGCAUGCUUGACUAUUUUCUUAAUUCAGAUGUCUGCUAAUGCGAAGUGGGCUACUCCAUAAUGGUGUUUUAAACAGAACUUGCUAACAAUGAAAUAUAAGGACCUUAAAGGCUACACGGUUUAUGGAGCCCUAUCUUUACAAGUUUUUCUACUGUACAGUGCUUUUACUUUUGUUUUCAUUUGGUAGUAUUAAAGCAUAACUAAAGUUGCAUAAGAUAAUUGCUUCACAUUUCACAUGCCUAUAUUUAUCUGAGUGCUGUCUAAAACUGUUGUGCUAGCCAAAGUAGUGCUAGGAAAUCCUUUGCAGACUUAAUCUGUGAUUAAUGUUAAGUGCACUGUUAUUGCCAUGUGAAGAGGCAGCAGCUUUGAUACCACCGUCAUGUUCAGACCAUUUUUACACAUUUCAGUGGCCUUUUUUUAAGGGAAAAAAAAAUAAGUAAAACGAAGUCCGUAGUGAAAAUGGCUUUUAUUUGGACAAAUAACUUUUAUAUUUUCAUUAAACCAUAAAAAAAAAUAUUACAUCUUCCUGGCACAUAACUGUCUCCUUAACCACUGAACAGUUCAGCCAUUUGAAUAAAUUGUACAUUGUAAAGCUUAUAGUAGCUGAUUGUAUUAUUGAGUGUAUUGUAUACUAUAUUAAAUGUGAAUUUGUACCCCUUCAUUUUAAAAGGUCAUUGUGUUCUACUGCCUAUUUUAGAUUACUUUGGGGUUGGGAAAGGGUGUUUUGGUAAGUAGAAUUUUAAGUCCUCUCUCUUGAUUGGUUUUAUGAAGAUAUAAGGUUAUACUCUUACUACCAAGCUCAGGAUUCUCGAUUUUAAAGGUACAAGGAUAGGUGUGAGGAUUUAUUUUUGGUUAUAUUUGAACUGUAUGAAUGGUGGGUCUGAAUACAGAGUAUUUCAUGGUCUAGUGAGGAGGUAAAAGACACAGAUAAUUGAUAAGUUUGAGUGACUGCAACGUGUUCUGGGUGCACAACAGUUAGGCAUGCUGUGGUUUAUAUUUGUGAAGUUUGGAUGCCUGUGAAGAAUGAUUAAAUACCUGUUUCUAAUAUUUUAGUGUUUUGUAUUUAGGUUAUUUAUUCUUUGUAUCUAAAAUUGAACAGCUACUGUGCUAUAUGGACUUUAUUGGUAGUACUGAGCAGACCUUGUUUCUGCAUGAAACUAGUUGCAAAACCCACUAUUUUGGAAAUUUAAAAAAAAAAUGUAUUUUGACAUAUACAAAUAAAAUGAAUAAAACUAUUUUAAAUGUG
Molecule: messenger RNA, 4640 nt
Organism: Psammomys obesus (fat sand rat)
Lineage: Eukaryota; Metazoa; Chordata; Mammalia; Rodentia; Muridae
Gene: Ppp1r12a
Product: protein phosphatase 1 regulatory subunit 12A
Exons: 19
Coding region: 76-2544 (822 amino acids)
Biological process (GO): signal transduction
Cellular component (GO): cytoplasm; Z disc; A band
Molecular function (GO): enzyme inhibitor activity; phosphatase regulator activity; protein kinase binding
Source: RefSeq, a predicted model, not a curated record